Messenger RNA from Trichomycterus rosablanca, 950 nucleotides. It is a transcript of the gene gatad1, whose product is annotated as GATA zinc finger domain containing 1. The record is from RefSeq and is a predicted model, not a curated record. Gene Ontology annotation, cellular component: nucleus. Gene Ontology annotation, biological process: chromatin organization; regulation of DNA-templated transcription. The coding region runs from base 155 to 889 and encodes 244 amino acids. Lineage: Eukaryota; Metazoa; Chordata; Actinopteri; Siluriformes; Trichomycteridae. The transcript is spliced from 5 exons. Gene Ontology annotation, molecular function: zinc ion binding; sequence-specific DNA binding.
CGAUAAUGGAUGCCAUUUGUUACAAUGAAAGUGUUCAGAAUAAACCUGUUAUGUUCUAUACACAUGAACCAGUUUACUUUGUUUAAAGCGUUUAGUAACUGAGUCAUUUCUUUCCGCAAGCAAAUCAGCAGACAGUGAGUGGAGUGAAUGAAUCAUGCCACUGGGGUUAAAACCGAGCUGUUCUUACUGCAAAACCAACUCAUCGUCUAUGUGGAAGAAGAGCAGCCAGGGAGAAAUCCUCUGCAUCACAUGUACAGCUAAAAGCAAUAACGCAGCAACGUCGGGACUGUCGGCCUCCUCCAACACCCAGCAGAAUAACUGUGGAGGAAAACAGUCUAAACAGGAGAUCCACAGAAGGUCAGCACGAUUAAGAAGUACUAAGUACAAGGCCCCUGCUACUGAGAAGAAAGUUUCUUCAAAGGGUAAAGGAAGACGCCACAUAUUCAAACUCAAAAACCCUAUCAAAGCUCCAGAGUCGGUGUCCACAAUAAUCUCAUCAGAGUCCAUCUUCUAUAAGGGUGUUUACUAUCAGAUUGGAGAUGUAAUAAAGGUGACAGAUGAAGAGGACGGUAGGCCAUAUUUUGCACAGAUUCGUGGAUUUGUUCAAGACCAGUACUGUGAGAAGAGUGCUGCUCUGACAUGGCUAGUCCCUACACAGUCGAGUCCUAGAGAUCAGUUUGAUCCAGGCACUUACAUUGUUGGUCCAGAAGAGGAUUUACCAAGGAAAAUGGAAUAUCUUGAGUUUGUUUGUCACGCACCUUCAGAGUAUUUCAAAUCAAGAAGCUCCCCUUUUCCAACAAUUCCUGUUCGCCCAGAGAAAGGCUACAUUUGGACCCAUAUUGGACCUACGCCCACUGUUGCAGUCAAAGAAACUGUUGGUUGUAAUUAAUUUUGCAAUUGAACUUUAUGAACAGAAAACAUGAUUAAAUCAUUUGAUAACUUUUUAGCAA